ACCUUAAAUUUGUUUUAUUUUGCCUAAUAGGUAAUACUGCUUCCAUCUCUGCUCGGCUCCCAAGGACGAUAGCAGACACAACUUCUGCCCAUUAAUGAUGGAUAACAAGCCAGAGGAAUGUUCAGUGUGUUUUAACGAUUAUGAUGACAAUCAGCUACGACCUCGCACACUGCCAUGUGGCCACACAUUCUGCUCCCAGUGUAUUGACAAUGCUAUCAAGAAUGGUCAGCUGACCUGCCCCAGCUGCCGUGCCGAGCACGCUGCCACAGCCUCUACUCAGUUCCCAAUUAGCUAUGCUGUGGAGGCUUUUGUUAGGAAACUCAAAAAUAUUCAGCUAACAACUGAGGAAGUAGUGCCAGCAAAACCUUAUGAAGGUCCCGCCAGAGGCAUCAGUAAGACAUUACGUUCCAUGGUGCAGGAGCAGAAGAGCAUCAUCAGCAGCCUCAUUACUAGCUGUGAAGAGGUCAUACCACAAGAUAAAGAGUUGAGUUUUGAGGAGAGGAAGCCUGUUCCUAGGUUUAUCGGGGUUCCCCAAGAUGUGUACGGUUCUUCCGGCAAUAUUUCUUAUGCUCGCUGGGAGGACGUUGAAUCCAGUAAGACAGCGAACCAAAUCAGACCACUGCUGGGUACGAAGAAAGUGAAGCCUUAA
Procambarus clarkii (red swamp crayfish) is the source of this 649-nucleotide messenger RNA. The record is from RefSeq and is a predicted model, not a curated record. NCBI's taxonomy places the organism in Eukaryota, Metazoa, Arthropoda, Malacostraca, Decapoda, Cambaridae.